AUGGCAGGUAAAGCAGUUGCACUUGUCAUUGACAUUGGCAUUUGGCGUCUACAAACCUCAAAGCCAGCGAGGAAUGGCUGGCUCCUUGAGCUCUGCGACAAGGUUGAGGAAGAGAAUGGCCGAAUUGGCGGGCACCAAUACGGAGAUCGAGUCGUCAAGCUCUCCGACGAGAUUGCUGUCAAAUAUGGACACGGGGUCAAAGAGUCUGAAGCAAGAACGCAGGACUUUGCAUAUCGAAACGCAAACCCGAGCAUAGUUCGCAUUCCGCGAGUUCACCGUUUCUUCUUGAAGAUUGAUCCUUCCUGGCAUUGCCCAAGAGGCUACCUCUUUAUGGGAUAUGUUCCAGGCAAAAUACUACAGGAUCUUGACCUCAAUAUCAAGGGCGAUAUAGUCCCCAGGGUAGCCAAAAUUAUCAAGCACUUAGGGCAAAUCUCAGAUAGCCAACCAGUCCCAGGUCCCAUAGGCGGGGGCGAGCCAGAAGGUUACUUCUUUGGUGAUGAUGGCGCAGGAAGGAGUUUUGCUUCCGUAGCAGACUUCGAAGCCUGGCUCAACAUACGUCUUGCUUUACGAAACAAGUCAAUAGAUCUCAGUUCUCAACCUCUUGUUCUCUGCCACAUGGAUUUAUGUCGACGGAAUAUGAUCCUCGAGGAGAAUGAUAGCAUCUGUCUUCUCGACUGGGGAUGCGCCGGAAUGUAUCCGCGCUAUUUCGAAAUUGCGACGCUCUCUUGGUUGAAUCCGUAUGAUGCACCUUACGAGAAACCUCUGCUGCAAGCUACCACUGCGUUGCUGGGCUUGACGGCGAAGGAGAAAGACUCGAUCGCUCUUUUGGAAAUCGCUCGUGCUGCCAACCUGAGAUACACCUUGUGAAUAAACCCACAUGGUGUUGUAAGCUGGGAUUAUCUCUGAUGCUAAUCGUUGCUGUAGUGAAACCGACGGGGAAAGUCAGGGGAUACCAGACUGGCACCACACUAUGCCCCCUCCGCCUCCUCUCCCAAGUCAAAGGCCCAAAAGGUCAUAGCUG
Molecule: messenger RNA, 1021 nt
Organism: Hyaloscypha bicolor E
Lineage: Eukaryota; Fungi; Ascomycota; Leotiomycetes; Helotiales; Hyaloscyphaceae
Exons: 3
Coding region: 1-867 (288 amino acids)
Source: RefSeq, a predicted model, not a curated record